AUGUUAGAAUAGAAAUGUGGCUGUUCACCUGAUCAUUAAGAGAAUAUAAUUGGAAUUUGUUUAUCAGAUAAAUGCGUGAAUAAUGCAAUAUUUUGCUAUUUAUGUUUAAAAUAGUUCCACUCUGAGCACUAGCAAUAAUGUCAGACUUUUAAAAUUCUCUACAACUAACUAAUCCUUGAGUAAAACGAACUUUAAAUUUAUGUUAAUUAUGUAAAAGAAUUUAAGGUGAUAUUUGAUGAAAUCUAUAAAAAGCAGCUAGAAAAAAAUUAAGAAAAUAUUGAAAAAUUAAAUUCAAUAAAUUUGCGUAUGAAAGACAAAUCAUAUUAUCCAACAUAUUCAGACAUCCAUUUUCUAAAAAGUAAUAAGGCAAGCUUAUAAAAUUUUAAAUGUAAAUUACAAAAAUUAUCUGAGCAGAAUGGAUUUCUAGAUUGGAGUGGAUUGAGAAAUAAGUUUAUAAUUAGAAUGAUUAUAAUGAUCAUGAUCAGAAUGACGAUAAAACUGAAACUUUGAAAGUUGAUACUGAACAGGACUAAACUGAUAAUUAAACAAUAGAUCCCUAAAGUGUUGAAAUAGACUUAAAAAAGUGUAAUACAAUAACUAAUAAUAUAUAAAGGUGAAGAAUUAAUAUAACUCAAAGAAUACUCUUUAGCAAUACAAAAUAUGUAGAAAGGAAUUGAAUUGAAUCCUUAGGGAGCAAUUUAGUUAAUUUAAUAAAAUAUUAAUCUGAUUAACAGUUAAAAUCUUAGCCAACUUGAAGCAUCAAAUCUGAGGGACAUCAUUCAUUAAGCAAAAAAAAUCAUUGAUGAAAAUCAAAGUUUGGAAGAAACCAAUAAUUUAUCAGAUGAUAAGAAAUAAGAAAAAUAAAAUGAAAUCAUUGAGAUAGAGAAAACUUUUAAAUCUUACUUAGUGGAACUCAAUUAGAUUAUUUCAGAUUAUUAAGAUGGCAAAUAUUAAAAAGAAGUAAUUCAUGAUUUGUUUAUAAUGAAAGAUAGAACAAAAAAUACAUCAAUAGCUUUAUUACAAUUAAAUCUAUCAAGGCAACAUAAGCACUGAUAAAACAUAAAUUAGCAUCCUUUUCUAAGAAGGUGAUGUACUAUUUACACAAUAACACUAUGAAGAGGCUAUUAAAAUCUUUAAUAAAAUUAUAGACAUAGAUUCAAAGAAUUCUACUGCUUAUAGAAAUAAAGGUAUAGAAGCAAAAAUAUUAGCUUAAUGUUUAAAUCUUUUGGAACGUCAUGAAGAAGCUAUGGAAUAUUCAAGCUUAGCUAUAUAAAUUGAUCCUGAAAAUUUUGAAUCUUAUCUUAUAAGGGGUAUUAAUUAAUUUUUACUGAAGGAAUUAGUUAACUCAAAUUAAAUCUGUAUCAAGAAGCAAUUGAUUCAUUUUAAACGGUUCUAAAUUUAGAUAAUAAUUAGCAUACAGCUUAUGCCUUAAAAGGUAAAUUCUAAUUAAAAAUCAUAGGAUAGGCUUUACAUCAUCUAAAAAGAUUUAAAGAGGCAAUUACAUAAUUCGAUCUUGCCUUGUUCAUCUAUCAAGAUGUUUCAUAUCUGAUAAAAAAAGGUAUAAGGUGGAGUUAUAUUUUAGCGGAUUCAUUAUUUGAGUUACAGGAAUAUUAAGAUGCUGUAACAGCUUAUGAAGAUGCAUUGUUAGCAGGAGCCGAUGAUGUACAUUAUAUUUAUGAGAAAUUGAAAUCAAUAUAAAUUAAUUGA
Molecule: messenger RNA, 1707 nt
Organism: Paramecium octaurelia
Lineage: Eukaryota; Ciliophora; Oligohymenophorea; Peniculida; Parameciidae
Source: the annotation of a GenBank genome assembly